UGGCCCCUGGGUGGGCUGAAGCUCCCAGUCUUCAUCCCUGUCCCCCACUCUGCUGUGGGCCACAAGCGGCACGAUGAACUGCCGCUCAGAGGUGCUGGAGGUGUCGGUGGAGGGGCGGCAGGUGGAGGAGGCCAUGCUGGCUGUGCUGCACACCGUGCUCCUGCACCGUAGCACGGGCAAGUUCCACUACAAGAAGGAGGGCACCUACUCCAUCGGCACCGUGGGCACCCAGGAUGUCGACUGUGACUUCAUUGACUUCACCUAUGUGCGUGUCUCCUCCGAUGAGCUUGACCGUGCCCUGCGCAAGGUUGUCGGGGAAUUCAAGGAUGCCUUGCGCAACUCUGGUGGCGAUGGGCUGGGGCAGAUGUCCUUGGAGUUCUACCAGAAGAAAAAGUCUCGCUGGCCUUUCCCAGAUGAGUGCAUCCCAUGGGAAGUGUGGACGGUCAAGGUGCAUGUGGUAGCCCUGGCCACAGAGCAGGAGCGGCAGAUAUGCCGGGAGAAGGUGGGUGAGAAGCUAUGCGAGAAAGUCAUCAACAUCGUGGAGGUGAUGAACCGGCAUGAGUACCUGCCCAAGAUGCCCACACAAUCGGAGGUGGACAAUGUGUUUGACACAGGCUUGCGGGACGUGCAGCCCUACCUCUACAAGAUCUCUUUCCAAAUCACUGAUGCCCUGGGCACCUCAGUCACCACCACCAUGCGCAGGCUCAUCAAAGACACCCUUGCCCUCUAGGGCUCGUUGGGGCAUGGGAGCUCCUUUAUGGCUCCCAAACCUUGGCUUCUGGGAAUUACACUAUUGCGGUCCUUGGGGUGCUGGAAACCUACUCUGGAUCCUUGGGAGGGGCAACCCCGGCUUCCUUUUUGGUACUUGCCAGCCUCUCUUGUGAACUUUGGCUGACUACCAAAUCCAGCCUUACACUGUCUCUUCACACCCCAGGUUGGGGUCCCCCUUCUCCACUGUACAGAACAACCCCCACUAAGGAUGGUGAAUAAAAUUGAGAAUGUGAUUGGGUUGA
Orycteropus afer afer is the source of this 1013-nucleotide messenger RNA. It is a transcript of the gene ATG101, whose product is annotated as autophagy related 101. Gene Ontology annotation, biological process: autophagosome assembly; autophagy. Lineage: Eukaryota; Metazoa; Chordata; Mammalia; Tubulidentata; Orycteropodidae. The record is from RefSeq and is a predicted model, not a curated record. Gene Ontology annotation, cellular component: phagophore assembly site.